AUGACGAUGACACUUCCGUCCGUCUUCGGAGCGCCGUCUCUCGUGCAGCAGACAGCUUUGCGACUGGAUCUCGACCACCCAGAGCAUGCCAUCGCCCAACUCAAGUCCAUCCGUAAUUCGGUCAUUGGUUCCAGAACAAAGAAGUCGAGUCUCGUUCACACAGGUAUCAUCGAGCAACUCGUCAAGUUGCUUCGUAUGGAUCUCGACUCCUCCGCCUAUGCGUCUGAUCUCGUCAGCCUUUCAGCCACUAUCAUCGCGUCGCUCGCCAACACUCCUGCGCAAUCCACCUUACUUCAGCUCCUGCGCUCCGGCACCCAUGACGCUCUCCUCUGCUGUUUGCGCAACUUGAGUCAAGGGCUGAGCCGAUCCAAUCGACACGUGCUUGACCUGCAAAACGGCGACUUCGACGCUCUCCGACUCCUCGAGUCCAUCUUGAGGGCGCUGCGUCCCAUCCUCUUGGCCGUAGCGGACCAACUCUCCGCAAGCCCGAGAUGGGGCAUCGGCUCAAGCUUUGGAACCAAAGCCGCCGCUUCCGGAGUCGCGAUUGCACGCGUCGGCUCCAAUGCCGCUGCCUCCAAGAUCUUUGGCAAGAGCAGUCGCGAUCCGUUCUCUACCUCGCCAGCUCCCAUUCAAGAUAUCUUGAUGAGCAGCGCAAGCCACGACAACUUGCGAGCAAAGGUCAAAGAGCAGCAUGUUGAGACAGAGGCAGAACGGCAGCGCGACCUCAGACGCCUGUGCAGGCUCUUUCUUGCUCAAGUCUACAAUCCGUCCAAUUUGCCUUUCCUGCUUGGUCCACUUUUCAUGUGUCCAAUGCCCCAGCAGCCGGGCACGGUAACCCCUUCGGCUUCCCCUCGACCAUCACGAACAUCUGUUCCUACCGGAAGCGCAUCGACUGAUGCCGCCUACCCGCGAGGAACCGACCCUAGUCAUACGCAAACGUCUGAAUCCACUACACUGACAGGAGCCGCGAGGGAUAUCGAAUCUUUACCUAUGACCGUCAAAACCAAGAUUCUCAGCGUCGUCGAGAUGAUCUGCGCCAUUCUCUCUGCCACCCUCUUUAUUCCAGGCUGCAGCACUGACGAAGCUAGCGACGUGUCCGGCUCGCCAGCAGCCCAGAUCGCACAGCGUCGUGAAAGGGUUCUGACCUUUGUCGCAUCCGAUAGUCCCUUUUCGGUCGAAUUCAGUGCUUCGACGGCAUCUCGAGGGCGCUCCGAGGCUAUUCCGACCGCUCGAAUGGCACCGGCGCUUCAAGCCGAGGUGAUUCGCAAAGGGUCGCGCUCUCGUUCGCGCCUGAAAGAUGCAGAUGGCGGUGCAAAAUUCGACGCCCCACCUCUGCAAGCUUGGGACGAGGAUGGAAGCGAUGAGCUUCGUGCGGAGUCCGACCUGGCCGUCUCGGGCCCUGCAUCUGUCCUCACCGUGUUGCUUGCAGCGGCUGAGUGUGGCUUUGCCAAAGCGCAAGAAGCUGCCCUAUACUGUCUGGCAGAGAUCACGCGCGAAGAACCAGAUGCAUCACUGCGCCUCUUCCGGUGCACUUCGUCGUCCGGCACGCUGCCGACCUCGGUCUUGCUGAGCCUGCGACAAAGCAGCAACGCCAACGUCCGACUGGCCGCCUUCACCUGUCUCGCCAACAUUAUCAAGGUGCAUCCUUUCACUGCCAAAACCAAUCAAUGCGUCUUGGAGGUGCUGAUGGAGCUGCUCGACUAUACUCCUGCCGGUGUUUCAUCGACCAGCCCGGCCGUACCAGCGUCUCAACUGCAGGGGUCAAGUCAGGUAGAGAUCCAGAUUCAGGCCGCAUUUGCCAUCGCCCGGCUGGUUGCUGAUAAUGUUACGUUACAGACGUUGGCGACAGAGAGCUACAAUGCUCUCGAAAAGCUGGCUCAGCUGCUCGACAAGGCUUGUACGCGUAGUCAACCUCCAAGUGGCUCCAAAGGCGAACGAGGCAAUGCAUCUACGACCAUCCUUGGCAGCAUCGCGAUCAGCACGCCGCGCAACGACGCUACAGUCGGCAUCGCCCCGCCUGCCACCGACGAAUCAGCCAUCAGGCUGCGCGAAGCUUGCCUCACAGCGCUUGCAGCCUUGACAUUUCAGCACGACGAACCUCGUCGCAAACUCGUCGACUCGGUCCAGCCCUCUGUGCUUGCCAUGGUCGUUUCCAGUAUCGAUUUCCCCGCUCUGGGUGUCAGGGUGGCUGCUUGCCGCCUCAGCCGAGCGCUGUCUCGCAGCGUUCUGAUCCUGCGCACUUCGAUCGUCGAUGCCAGUGUCGCACCAAAGCUGGUAGCGCUUCUGCAAGAUCCACACGAGGAAGAAGUUGUCAAAGUCGAGGCAACCGCUGCGAUCUGCAAUCUCGUUCUGGACUUCAGCCCCAUGAAGAAGCUGAUCCAGGAGCUUGGCGGGGUCGAUAGUCUAAUCCAGCUGGCUCACGAUGGCGGAAGGCCGAAAUCUGCACACGUCGUGGAUGAGGAAACUCAGUACGCUCUUCAAGCAGCCGCCACGAUGAUGAGCAGUACGACGAGCAGCACCAGCAAGGGACAAAGCAGUCAGAGCGCCAACAUGACUCUUUCAGGCUCGCAGCAGUUGCGAUUGCACGCAUUUUGGGCGCUUAAAAACCUCUUGUCGCACUCGGACACGGCGCUCAAAGUCGACGUCAUGGCGAAACUCGACUUUGGCUUCCUCACGACCAUGUGCGAAUCGCCGACGUGUGAGAUGCCCUUCAAGGAGCAGGCGCUGAAUAUCCUGCGCAACGCGGCUGCGACCAAAGAGUCUGAUGUUUCCUUCGUGGUGGAUGGGAUGGGUGGUGGCGAGCGGUUGAUGGAGAUCUUGGAAAACUGCAUCUGGCAAGGCCGCGACGCAGGUGAGCCGGGAGCGGCAGUAAUCGAACAAGCUGCGUUUGUGCUUGUCAACGUCGCAACGGGAACGGAGCAGCAUCGCAAACUGCUCCUGCGCACGCCCAACAUCAUGGACGCUCUGGCGUUCUUCUGCAACCAUCCGUGGAAGGAGAUCCGCGUCGCAGCGGCAAGGUGUAUCGGCAACCUCCUUUCGCGGCCCAAGACCUCCUCGACGCCGGCAGCGAGUGCGGAAGCUGCGACCCAGACCGGAGCUGCCAGCUCGGUGAUUGCGAGUGAUGCCUUUCCGGAUCUGCACUCAGAAGCAAAGGCUCGCAUCACGCGGUUUGGAUUGGACAUCAAGAUGCAGGAGCUCGCACAGUCGGACGUGGAGCUCGACGUGAGGGAGCGGGCGAGAUCGGCGCUGAAGAAGUUGGGCAUCGAGGUUAAGCCUGCUGUUUCCUGA
Molecule: messenger RNA, 3288 nt
Organism: Sporisorium graminicola
Lineage: Eukaryota; Fungi; Basidiomycota; Ustilaginomycetes; Ustilaginales; Ustilaginaceae
Exons: 1
Coding region: 1-3288 (1095 amino acids)
Biological process (GO): proteasome-mediated ubiquitin-dependent protein catabolic process
Cellular component (GO): GID complex
Molecular function (GO): protein binding
Source: RefSeq, a predicted model, not a curated record